GGAAAGAAACGUGUGUAGAGAUGCAAUGGUACAUUUGGAGACUGACGAUGCCUUCAAGUUGUGAGGGAAGAGUGAAUGUCAAGAGGCUUCAACAACGACGCUGAAAGAUGAGAAGCUUUACGGAAGUGGUAAUUGACAGAGCUCUAAGUGGUGGUCCCUGCCUAGGUACCCAGGUACUUCCCAACUGCCAAAGUCCGACGCGUGCAUUCCCAGGCACCAGUGGUGGACGCAGCUUGGGUGGAGCUCGUGCCUACCUCCUGCCAUGUCCCAGUAUGCAAACGACUUUGGAAGGGACAAACCCGCCCUCAAACUUGACAGGCAGAGAUGUCAGUCCGGGCACAAAAGCCAACUCUCUACCUUCGCGCGUUAACGACAACGCUGAACAUCGAAUACUGCCCAACGAUUCUCAACACAUACUUCGUGAUACAUGGUCGCCUGAAGAGCCUGCGCCAACAUGGCUUCUGAAGCGCCAGAUCACCUUUCCCGCUUGCCCGCCGAACUCCUCUGCCUGGUAGUCGAGAACGGCAGCCUGUCGACGGGCGAUCUUGCAGCUCUCGCGGCCACUUGUCGAAGAUGCUACAUCCUCGCCAAUCCCAUCCUCUACCAGAAGCAUCUCAAGGAGAAUGCUGGCAUUGCUUUGAUAUGGGCAGUUGAGCGCGGACGCUUCGGUACCAUCACGAGGCUCUUGGAAAAUGGCGCCGACAUCAACGACGACGGGAUGUUUUGGGCUUACGUGGAGCAGAAGGAGACCCUGGAUGCCUGGAAUGUGGUUUUCGACUGGAAUCCUCUUUCCAUCUUCACGCCACUGGCACUUGCAGCAGCUCUUGGUAGCGACAACAUGGUCACUUUUCUGCUGGACCACGGUGCCGAUGUUGAGCAGCCAGGCAAAGGUCUAUGCACUUGCGCCAACGGCGAGAAUUGUGUUGGCCUGAACUUCCCUCCACUUUCGUGCAACGGGGGUGCGGAAGAUGAGAGUUACAUCAUGGACCUUGAAAGUGAGUUUGCUUGGGCCCCUCUGCACUUGGCCCUGUGUCGUGGCCACCAGUCAACGGCGAUACUACUCAUGGAACGAGGUGCCGACCCGCGAGGAACAUGUCCUGGCGAAGCAGGUCCAUGGAACGCUCUGCACACAGCAACCAGACUGAAGCAGGAGAAUGUCAUCAACUACAUCUUGGACAACAAUGUCGUCGACAUCAAUGAAGGUGGCCACGAGGGACUGACACCGCUGCUCCUCGCGUACUACGAGGGACACUACCACCUCGUUGACCGCUACAUCAACCUCGGCGCAGAUAUCAAUGCGGUCUGGAAAUCCAGCGACGGUGGCUGGACAAUAUUUGCCAUGGCCUGUCUGCGAGAAGAGUGGGACCGGAUCUCGUACCUUCUGCGACUCGGUGCGGAUCCCGACUUCGUUCUCAAAGACGACGAGUAUGGAGAUAAAUGGACGGCCCUUGGUCUCAUCUAUGGAGGGUUGUAUGGGGAUGGGCCCAGGAAAUGGAGCUGCUCGUGCAGCAAAUAUGUUUUCGACACCGAUGAAAGAAUUAUGGUCGAGCAACAGAUCAUCCAGGCCAAAGUAGACAAGGCCGUGGCCCAACGAUUACAGGGAGACGCACCCUGAGGUGGAAUUUCAAUGUCCAGGGAAACUGACGAGAUUUCACUCUAUCUCACCUAGCAGAAUUUCUCGAAUCACAGGUUGCAAGUGGUGCUCCACGAGUGGGAAUUUGCAUUCAAAUAGCUCUCAUCGAAGCUUUACAAGCCAAGUUCAAGUUCACAAGUUUCAACACGUCGCGGGGUCAUUGUGAUUACAUCAAUUAAUAUGUACAGAC
This is a messenger RNA of Diaporthe batatas, 1823 nucleotides long. RefSeq lists its product as uncharacterized. The transcript has 2 exons. NCBI's taxonomy places the organism in Eukaryota, Fungi, Ascomycota, Sordariomycetes, Diaporthales, Diaporthaceae. Gene Ontology annotation, molecular function: protein binding. The coding region runs from base 455 to 1615 and encodes 386 amino acids. The record is from RefSeq and is a predicted model, not a curated record.